GCAACGUGGGACGUUACGACAGUGAAACUUGAUUUUAAAAUAUUUAACUGUCAUUCCUUAUUGUAACUUUAUUUAACUGUGCAUAAGGAUAAAAAAAAAAAAGCAAGUAAAAUGUGUUCAGUGCGUUUCUUAAUUAAUCGAUUAAAUGUCGUAUAUGCUCUUUCUGCCUCCUGCCGGAUUCUGGGGUGAUUUGCCACGUUGCUGUAGACAACAGACUUUAAAGCCUCUCACACACCGGGGAGGAUGUGAGUUACGUUUGACCACUCGAGGCGGUGGACUGCGGUCAGCUUCUAGCCGUCAAACUCAAGUGUGUGGGGCUCCUGUCGGGUGGAGUUUUGGGUCACCCCUCGGUUUGAAAAUGCUAACCGACAUGAUUUUGGAGGAAGAAUUUGAGAAGAAUGGAGAGUCUUGGUACAACCAGCAAGAGCUCGAACAUGAUCUUCAUUUGGCAGCAGAGCUGGGGAAAACCCUCCUCGACAGAAACCAUGACUUGGAGCAGGCCCUGCAGCAGAUGUACUCCACCAACCAGGAGCAGCUGCAGGAAAUCGAGUACUUAACCAAGCAAGUGGAGCUGCUGCGUCAGAUGAAUGACCAGCAUGCCAAAGUGUAUGAGCAGCUAGACACGGCCGCCAGGGAUCUGGAGCAAGGCAAUCAGAGACUGGUGCAGGACAACCGCAUGGCCCAACACAAGAUCCAAAGUUUAACUGAGACUAUCGAAGCGCUUCAGACCCUCAUGGAGGACCUGCAGGCCCAAGUCGGGGAGCUAAAGACUGCAGAAACAGAGCGAAAUAAGAGAGAGCUGGCAGAGCAGAGGCGCAGCCUUGGAGCACAGAGCGUGUCCUGUCUUAAAGAGCUGUAUGACUUGCACCAUGACAGGUAUGUAGCCAAUGGCAGUCACCUUGUGGAUGGACUCUGGUCACCUUAUGGCUCGUUUCAAGACCGAAAAAAGCAACCAGACCCAGAGGAGGAGAACGCUGCUCUCCAGCGCUCCAUCCAGACACUUCAAAGCCAGAUAGCUACUGAGCGGAGCCGCAGGGAGGCUGCAGAGCGGGAGAUGGAGUUGACAGCAAGGGAAAACAGCACCCUGGAACAGCGGCUGGUCCAGCUGUCGGGCUACCAGGUCAGACAAAAGGAGCUGGAGGCCGAAGUAGAACAGCUGCAGCUUCUGUGGCGCGCCGACUGCACCAAAAGGAAACCCGACGAGCUGCUGGUGCCUGACACUGUAUUCUUUGCCUCGGAGGACAAGCCCUGCCCAGAGCAAAGCAAGCCAGAGGAGAAGACUGAAACUGUCGAGGAGCAGAGCAGAUUCGGCCGACAGAGGUGCAACAGUGACAGCGUGUUGAAGGCAACAAACCCAGAUGAAAUUCUCCGUAGUCACGAGCAGCUAUGUAUACGUCGAGCUGAGGCUGUGAAAAAGAGGGGCAUCUCUCUGCUCAAUGAGGUGGAUGCACAGUACAGCGCACUGCAGGUGAAAUACGAUGAGCUGUUACAGCGAUGCCAGCAAGCCUCAGACGAGCUCAGCCACAAAGCCGUCCAGACAUCCAGCAGUCCCUUUGCCAGCGGCCUCUCCCGCCGACGCCUGUCCAGCUCUGCAGCUCUGUCUGAUCUGUCCGUGCUUCUUGAAGACGGCCAGCAGCCGGAGUACAAGGCUCUCUUCAAGGAGAUCUUCACCUGCAUCCAAAAGACGAAAGAGGACCUCAGCGGAAACGAACAACCGGUCAGGGACAAUGAAUCCUCCAACUGAAUGUUAUUCAUCUCAAUAUGACUUGCUCUCUGUUACACUGUUCAGAGGGUGCAGGUGCUGUAAAUGCUUUCAGGCCCUCAAAGUCUUAGACAUGCCUGUUGCGUCCUUAUCAAAAAUUAAGUGGCAAACAGUAGCUAGAUGUAUUAUAUUUGUUGUGAGAAAUAUUUAUAGUUGGAUCAAUGAACAAAAAGCACAUUUUCACAUGCAGACUGACUUUAAAAUCCAAAAGUAUUACGUCCGCCUGCAAUAGUAUUCAGGUUUUUGUUUUUUGUAAUGGCUGCCCCGUGACCACUGGGCCCUUUGGUGUUUGGAAGAGAGAGGCACAUGUAAGGGUGUUACACUGUGUUACAGUGUUUGAUAAGAUGGCGGUUGAGUCAGAGUUGUGUAAACUGAGAAGUUGGAAUGUUGUAAUAUUGGACGUCUAAGGAGUUUAAUUGUUAGUGUAAGUAGGUUUUUGUAAGUUGGCAUUAGUUGGCUCAAACAUUGGUAGUUCGGUGGCACACUAAGAGCGAAACGUAGAGUAAGUGGACACUGGAAAACGAGUGUGUUAACACCAGAAAGACACAGAAAGGCUCUGCACUUUUCAUGACUGAGUUCAGUUUUAUUUAUUUAAUAACAAAAGAUUAGAGAUGAUUAAAUGUUUAUUUAUUUUUUUGUUCCUUUAUUUUUCUGAGAAAAUUUAAUCAAAGUGAAACUUAAUGUACAAUGCCGUGCUUCUUCUAUGGUGGAAACACAAAAUUAAACAAAGCAUUAAAAAAAAAAAAA
This is a messenger RNA of Neolamprologus brichardi, 2509 nucleotides long. It is a transcript of the gene cdr2a, whose product is annotated as cerebellar degeneration-related protein 2a. Lineage: Eukaryota; Metazoa; Chordata; Actinopteri; Cichliformes; Cichlidae. The record is from RefSeq and is a predicted model, not a curated record.